AUGGACGCGUUUCACGAGUUCUGGAACAUCUUCGCCGCGUCAGUACACAAUAACAACAGUGUACCUGUACCAGUCAAGUUUAUGUAUUUGAAGACGCACUUGAGAGGAGACGCAGCCAACAUCAUUGCGAACUUUCAACCCACUGAGGAGAAUUACGAAGAUGCAGUGCGUACCAUCAUCAGCACCUACGAUCGGCCAGAACAUCUGCGAAUGCGUCUCUGGGACAAGCUCAACAAGCAAGCGCCCGCAAAGGAUUCUGCGGCUUCACAACGCGCUACACUUGGUUCCAUCAGAGCUAUCUGGUCUCAGAUGAAGCGACUGAAGGAGGAAUCGUCGAUAGGUGCACUAAAUAUGAUCCGAUCGAAAUUUCCCCGACGUACGCGCGAGAAGGUCGGCGAGAUGAAGAACAAAGAAGACCAGAUGUGGACGGUUGACGAUCUACUGAAAGCAUUUGACACGGUUAUCGACAGGCUGCAAAUAGUAGAGGACGCCGAUCCCACUCCUUACGCCAUCUAUAAUUCCGAUUCUACCGUCCGCCAAACCUCCUCCCCGCCGCGCAGGUACUUUAGGGAAAGGCCGCAGCAGACUAGGCCUUUGCAGUGCCAACCGUCGACUUGUCCCACCUGCUCGCGUCCUUUGUGUUCGCCGUCGGAGUAUCGCACGGCUAGAAGUAGAUCACCAACACCAUACUACCCGCGACGCUCAUCUCGUAGUCCAGCACGACCGCAACGUCGCGCUUACCAGGAUUACUGCUGUGCUUUUUGUCAAGUCGAAGGACAUCGAGCGGAAGACUGUUUCGAAGUUCCCUAUACUACACAGCGGAGAACCAUUGUUAAGCAAGAAGCACCUCCGUGCGCAUUAUGCGGCAGAUCUCACCACCUAGCAUUGUGCUUCAACAGACCGCGAGCGUCCAAUACGUUUACCCCAACGACAAGUUUCCAUCGUCGAUCCAUUUCACCCAAGCGCGUGCAGUUCGACAUUGAAGCUCAGACCUCUACGGAUCGUGCGCUGCAAAGAUCACGCUCUUCAUCACCACGUGCUAGUGUCCUUCAACAAGCGUAUCACGACUUUGACUUUCGGAGGAAUCAAUUCACGGAAGACUCGUUGGAAGUCACGCUUACGCUGUGGGAUAAGUACGAUCGCCCAAUAGUCCUCCAGCUUUGGACGCGCGACGUGAACACGACGGUCCCAUGCUUCAACUACAUUGACGAUGUCACUCAGGAUUACUCGGACGAGCGAGUCGAAGUGGAUGUGCUUAUCGGCAUAGAUAACUACUGGCGAGUCGUAGACCUGAACAGAAAUGAAAGACUUCCAUCAGGAUUGAUACUAUCUCACACGCGAUUUGGACCAGUUCUUUCUGGAUCAGUCCAUCCUGCCGUAAAUAACACCACUUCGGCCAUGACAGUACUCAACGAUGACGCGCCAGGGACAGAACAGCUUGUGCGAAGUCUUCUUGGCUUAGAUACAGUUGGACUUGAAGAAGACGAAACUUCUACAGACGCCAGCACCAUCAGGCACUUUUAUGACACAGUUAGAGUCAUUGACGGUAACAUCUACGUCUCUUUUCCGUGGAGAUUUGAACAUCCUCCCUUAGCAGAUAACAAGGCCCUUGCGUUCCGUCGACUUCAGAGCUAUAGCUGGGACGAUGUCUUGAACGAGCAGGACAUGCAAAAGUGGGAUACGACCGUGAAGGUCGUAAAGGAUUUUCAUUCGCAAGUACCGCGCUUCAUUGGACUGACGCACGACAGCGCGUACGAUCUUGUCGUUUGCUCCGAUGCGUCCAGACGAGCCUACGCAGUCGCCGUUUACAUCCUGACGCGCCCUAAUGGGAAGAGGCCGAUGUCCAACUUACUCUUCGCUAAAGCAAAACUGGCACCUCCAGGCGCAAUUACCAUCCCGCGCAUGGAGUUACUUGCUUGCCACAUGGCUGCGAAGACGGUAAAAUUCCUGCGAACCCAGCUUAAGAUCCAUCUCCAGUCGAUAAGAUUUUUGACGGAUUCUCAGAUUGUCCUUUACUGGAUUCAAACGUCAAAGCCGCUGAAGACCUUUGUUGCUAAUCGUGUUAAGUACAUCCGGCACGUGCUCAGCGAACUGAAGUCUGAUAAGAUCGAUAGCGGAUUCUAUUAUAUCAACACGGACCAUAACUCAGCUGAUUGUGCCACCCGUGGACUGACAGCUUCAGAGCUGCAAAACCACAUGUGGUGGAUCGGACCUUCAUUUUUUACGGGCCCGUUUUGCGAAUGGCCUUGCCAAAGUUUCGACUCGGAAAUUCCACCUGCAGGAGGAGAAGCAAAAGAGACAACGGCAAGAAUCGCGUUUCCAUCUAGGACUUCUUCAACAUCUAGUGAGCAUUCCUAUCGUGCAAACGCGCGAGUGAAUAUUCAGGAUAGCCAGUGUGAGCACUAA
This is a messenger RNA of Cylicocyclus nassatus, 2406 nucleotides long. The record is from the annotation of a GenBank genome assembly. NCBI's taxonomy places the organism in Eukaryota, Metazoa, Nematoda, Chromadorea, Rhabditida, Strongylidae.